AUGGUGACGUCUCCAUUUAUCCGACCCAUAUUUUGGUCAUCGGAGCGCUGCGCCGACAGACAGCAUACAGGGGAGUUCAUCGCGUCAGAGUUGAAAAAGGUGAUUCAAGCUGUUGAAAAUGUCGUCGGAAAAGGAUCGGUAUGCGCUGUUGGGACGGACAACGCGUCUAACAGGCGUAAGUCAUGGGAGCUUCUAAUGGCCAAGAUACCAAGUCUAACGUGUAACGGCUGCGCGGCACACACGAUCAAUCUUCUACUCAAAGACAUGUUCGGGAUGGAGUUCAUGAGUGACGUCUUCAAGAAAGCCGUCCUAGUUACCAAAUUUCGCGCGCUAAUCAUCCCUGUUUCGACGCGGUGGUACUCGAGCACAAAUUGUAUUUCCAGUGUCGUGAGGAACGAAGAUGUGCUGCGUGAGUUGUUUUCCAACCAUGAAUUUCUGGCUCGUUACGUAGAUGCUGCUGCCAAACUCAAUCGCGUCGAGUCUAUUUCGGCUGAUAGCAUGUUUUGGGUGAAUGCCAGAGCCGUAAUGCGACUGGUGAACCCGAUAAUCCAAGCUCUCGGCGCUCUCGAAAAGGAUGGGUGUUGCCUUUCGAUGGUGUAUGAAUACUUUCGUGGACUGAAAACCCACAUUAGCUCCCGCUUGAACACCCUCAAGCGCGAAUCAAUCCUCGCUGCAUUUUUACUGGACCCAACUAAGUCUACGGACGACUUUGAAGGUGAUGAUUUGGACAAUGCAGUCGAUGCAUGCGUAGAUCUAGCUACACGAGUUGGUCUACCCUCCAACGUAUCUUCAAAUGCGGUUCGCCGAGCUGUCAUGGCUUUUAUUCGCGUGAAGAAGUCCUGGACAGCCGAAGACCACGAAAAAAACGCGAGGGACACGCCAUUAGACUGGUGGCUGGUCAAGGUUAACAAGUUUCCGCUCCUACAUGCUUUGGCUACCCGCGUUUUGAGCAUCCCGACGUCGUCCGCUGCGAGUGAGCGCUCGUGGAGUGUUCGCUCCUUCAUCCGCACCAAGCGACGAAAUCGGCUGAAACCCGAUCGCGUGGAAAAGCUAGCAUAUUUGUACUCGAAU
This is a messenger RNA of Phytophthora sojae, 1071 nucleotides long. RefSeq lists its product as hypothetical. The transcript is spliced from 3 exons. The annotation marks the transcript as partial. Gene Ontology annotation, molecular function: protein dimerization activity. Lineage: Eukaryota; Oomycota; Peronosporomycetes; Peronosporales; Peronosporaceae. The record is from RefSeq and is a predicted model, not a curated record.